UCGUUUUGACAGCACAUCAUCAAAAACUCCAAGCGUUUGCUUUCGCCGCAUGCCGGAGCCUUUUCCUCUGCUUUCUUGAACAACAUCGCGCAUCUUCUUGCUCUGAGAACGUCUCUCUACUGAGGGAGACACGACAAAUUGGUUUUAUUAUCGGUGAGUCAGGUUGGUUCCUUCUCUUGACUCAAUCAGCUCGUCUGAGGUCGUUGUCUGUCGGUCACAGGCACGCGUUUUGGAUUCGAGGGAGAGCUUCGUUAUGACAAUAGCUCGAGAUCUCUCCCUUUCUGGUCCUGUUCUUUUUUCCCACUUUCUCUGACACACACAUCCGCGUUCCCGGCACUCAUACGUCAAUCGAAACUCACACUCCCCGCCUUUUUUCUUUGUUCCAUUUCCCCAUACAGCUCUUCCUCCACAAUUUGGGUGAACCACACCCUGCCCACCCCCCCACCUACCAAUUGGCAGCUGUUUUACGACUAAGUACUUGACCCGCGGCUCACCUCGGCAUUUUGACAACCGUUAGCGAUUGUUGAUUGACUCAGCUUGCUCUUUCGUCACGAGGUCCUAACGUUUUUGUUCUGUUCUAGAGUACAUAAAUAUAUAUAUAUAUAUAUACAUAUAUAUAUAAACAGCUUCGCCUCCCCUUUCUAGGAUAACGGAGCUUUGCAAACACCACACCCACCCACAUCACCCCACGCACACAACAUCACAAUGCCUAGCACCGAGUCUAUCCUCCAGGGCGUCAACGUCCUCGGCCCCGUUUCGGAGUCACAAAAGAAGAUCCUCACACCGGAAGCUCUUGCUUUCUUGGCCCUUCUCCAGCGGUCAUUCAACUCUACUCGCAAGGCUCUCCUUGAGCGCCGCAAGAUCCGCCAGGCCGAGCUCGACAAGGGCGCUCUGCCUGACUUCCUUCCCGAGACCAGACACAUUCGCGAGAACCCAACAUGGAAGGGCGCGCCGCCCGCUCCCGGGCUUGUGGACCGCCGUGUGGAGAUCACGGGCCCUACUGACCGCAAGAUGGUGGUGAACGCGUUGAACGCUGAUGUGUGGACUUACAUGGCUGAUUUUGAGGACUCCAGCGCUCCCACAUGGGACAACAUGAUCAACGGCCAGGUCAACCUCUACGACGCCAACCGCCGCCAGGUCGACUUCAAGAUCGGCAACAAGGAGUACAAGCUCCGCACUGACAAGAAGCUCCCCACCUUGAUUGUCCGCCCCCGUGGCUGGCAUCUGGAGGAGAAGCACGUUACCGUCGACGGCGAGCCCAUGUCUGGCUCUCUCUUCGACUUCGGUCUGUACUUCUUCCACAAUGCCUUCCAGACCGUCAAGAUGGGCUUCGGCCCUUACUUCUACCUUCCCAAGAUGGAGUCUCACCUUGAGGCCCGUCUCUGGAACGAUGUCUUCAACCUUGCUCAGGACUACAUCGGCAUGCCCAGAGGCACCAUCCGCGGCACCGUCCUCAUCGAGACCAUCCUCGCCGCCUUUGAGAUGGACGAGAUCAUCUACGAGCUCCGCGACCACUCUUCCGGCUUGAACUGCGGCAGGUGGGAUUACAUCUUCUCCGUGAUCAAGAAGUUCCGUCAAAACUCCAACUUUGUCCUUCCCGAUCGGUCGGCCGUCACCAUGACCGUUCCCUUCAUGGACGCCUACGUCAAGCUCCUCAUCCAGACUUGUCACAAGCGCGGUGUCCACGCCAUGGGUGGCAUGGCUGCCCAGAUUCCCAUCAAGGACGACCCCAAGGCCAACGAGGUGGCUAUGGAGGGUGUCAGAGCGGACAAGCUCCGCGAGGUCAAGGCCGGUCACGACGGCACCUGGGUUGCUCACCCUGCGUUGGCGGGCAUCGCGGUGGACAUCUUUAACAAGCACAUGCCCACUCCCAACCAGCUGUUUGUCAGACGGGAGGAUGUCACGAUUGGUCAGAAUGACUUGCUGAACAUGAACGUGCCGGGUCAGAUCACCGAGGCGGGUAUCAGGAAGAACCUGAACAUUGGCCUGGGCUACAUGGAGGCUUGGAUUAGGGGUGUUGGGUGUGUUCCUAUUAACUACUUGAUGGAGGACGCCGCCACAGCCGAGGUUUCCCGCUCCCAGCUCUGGCAGUGGGUGCGCCACGGCGUCACCACCGCCGAGGGCAAGAAGGUUGACAAGCAGUACGCCCUCAAGCUCCUCAAGGAGCAGACCCAGGAGCUCGCCAGCAAGGCUCCUCAGGGCAACAAGUAUGGUCUUGCGGCCCAGUACUUUUCCGGUCAGGUCACCGGUGAGGACUAUGCUGAUUUCUUGACGAGCCUGCUGUACAAUGAGAUCACAUCUGCUGGUCCGGCGAGAGCGGCUGCUAAGUUGUAAGUGGAGAAGGGGGGUGAUGGGGGGAGAAGUUAAUGAUGAUGUGGUAGUGAGCGAAGAGAAGCAAGACUGUAAACUUUGUGCAUUUGAGGCGUUGCGUUUGAUAUUUUUUUAUUUUUUUUUUUGGUUUUAUAGG
Molecule: messenger RNA, 2467 nt
Organism: Podospora pseudopauciseta
Lineage: Eukaryota; Fungi; Ascomycota; Sordariomycetes; Sordariales; Podosporaceae
Gene: ACU9
Product: Malate synthase, glyoxysomal
Exons: 4
Coding region: 706-2334 (542 amino acids)
Biological process (GO): glyoxylate cycle
Cellular component (GO): cytoplasm; peroxisomal matrix
Molecular function (GO): malate synthase activity
Source: RefSeq, a predicted model, not a curated record